CCCGACUGGCAGCCAUAUCUUGACUGUAUGUAUAUCGUCCUAUAAAGACUUCGUUUGGCAUUUGGCGAACCAGCUGACUAGUGUGAGGUAUGAAUUUUACUAUGACGGAAUAUGCAUAGGACAGUACAUUUUUAGAGUAGGGCUUUGCGCGAUAAGUUUGUGGGUGUGAGUUACAUAGGCAGUAUAACACACUGUUGAUAGCGAUGCAGGGCCCUAUUGUUCGUAUUAAUCCUGAGGAGCUCCACAUCGAGACAUUAACCUUCUAUGAUGAGGUAGGUGUACGCAGCUGGCGGCAAGAAGCGGAACAAAACCGCCCAGUACAAUCACCAGUUUGGCACUCCACACGCUUCCAUUGCUACAGUUGACCAUGAUUAAACAUCGGAUGCGUCGCUCCGCGCUGAGUCCGUUCUUUUCAAAAGCGACAAUGCGUAUAGAUGCAGCUUACACUGCGUUCACCAAUGGUACCAUACUGCCCACAUCUAUUUGGCUUGGAUUUCCGACCGACUAGAACAGACGUAAUUAUGGAAUAAGUUUGAAUGGGUCCUUCCAGAGGCUGCAGAAAGACGACUUCGACGCUUUAGCUCAUGAGACCCUACUUGUCACCAGCAAAGUCGUGCGUUGGAUGAAGCACUUUCGUUGGCUGUUCGCUAUUGGCCGCGUAGUUCCAACGCAGUUGAUAUCGUGGCUUUACCCUAAGUAUGAUUGCCUCAUCAUGCUCUUUUCCGGGGAUUAGUAGCGCUCAGUAUAGUUAAUGCGAUUGCAGGAUUGCAGCUUUGAUCAAGGACGAGCAGGUGAGAGCAAUUGUUCCGUUCGGAUGCUGGAGAACCGAUGUUCGAGUUUGACCUUCC
Molecule: messenger RNA, 848 nt
Organism: Aspergillus alliaceus
Lineage: Eukaryota; Fungi; Ascomycota; Eurotiomycetes; Eurotiales; Aspergillaceae
Exons: 2
Coding region: 204-365 (53 amino acids)
Source: RefSeq, a predicted model, not a curated record